CCUCAUCCGAUUAAAUUUGCUUCUCCAUUAUUUGCGUCAUAUAAUACUCGUGAUUUUGCUCCCUGAUUUUGCUCUUUCUCUUAAUCAUUCGUUUCUUCAGUUUCUUCUGAAAUGUGAUGUUAGAGCUCUGGUGAUUCUGAGGAGACAUGAACGGAGCUUUAUGACUCAACCACUCAUUCUCUUCCCCGUUCUCAUCUAAUUCCUUUGUUCUUCUUUUCCGCUCAUCCAUCCACACCAUCUCCUCUUCUUCUCUCUUCUUCACCCAAAAGUCCGCUCCAAUUCAACCGGCACCGGAAACACCUCAUGCACUUUGCAUGGAAGAUUGCUUCUUCCGAAGUCCACUUCAAUUCCGUGUUAUUCGUCCAAUUUAGGGAAAUGGACCGUCUCAAUGUCUUUGCCUUAUCUUCUCUUCUUCACCCGGAUGUCCACUCCAAUUCAACUGCCACUGAGGAACACCUCCUGGGACUCCCGCCCCAAAAUAAGAUCUUUUGGCCAUUUUCUGUUGCAAUUUCUAUGCUAAAUUUAAAGAAAGGAGGUCAAACAAGCAAGGAGGUCACUUGGUGCCUUCCUUACAUAGCCAUUCACAGCAAUUCUAUGGAGAAACAUCUCAUCCCAAGACUUCAAACAAUUCCCCUUAGUUUCAUGUUAGGUGCUAAGUAAGAAAUUUCAUCUUACUCAACUAAAUGGUUGAAAGGUUGUGCGGCAAAGCUAAUUGGCUAUUCGAGCAGGGGCCAGUGAAUUGAGAUUCUGGCAAGUAAAAGGAGUGGUCCAGGCACGAGGAUUUUACUAUGAUCUAUAGUGAGUAGUGAAGACUCAGAAGAAGACCUCUUUCACUCUCUGCAGGAAGUUAUUGUACACAUCUUUUUUAUUUUUAUAAUAACAAGUCAUUAGUUGGUUGGAGAGGUAACCAUGCCGAUGGUCUUUUAGAUUUUAUGGUGGUGAUAUGAGGGCAUUCAAAUUACAUUUCCUCAUGGGAUGUAGUUUUCCUAAAUGUUUAGAUAUUUCUUCACAAAUGUAAUAUAAGUACUUGCUUUUGACGUGUUUUUUAUUAUAAUAAUUUAUGAAUGAAGACUGUAUUUU
Molecule: messenger RNA, 1080 nt
Organism: Cuscuta europaea
Lineage: Eukaryota; Viridiplantae; Streptophyta; Magnoliopsida; Solanales; Convolvulaceae
Source: the annotation of a GenBank genome assembly